AUGGAAAGGCUGCAGCCAAGUCCAUCGUCGUCGACGGCGCCGCCGGCGCUGGCCCGCGUCGCGUCGUCGGAGCGCCCGCCCGUGCCCAUCAUUGCGCUACCGCCGCCGAUCGUGACGCCGUCCGUGGUCUACGGCAGCAACGGGUCGGCCGCGAUCCCACAGCACAUCGUCCCGAGCCUGCCAGGCCUCGCGCGGCCGCCAGGCUCCAAGAAGAAGCCCAAGCUCCUCGUGCUGGGCAUGGGCUUUACCGGCCUCCGCGUCGCGAUGGCUUUUCGCGAAAAGCUCGGCUUCUCGGUCUGCGGUACCGUGCGCAGCGCGCAAACCAAGCUCGAGCUCAUCGACCGUGGGAUGAAGCAAAUCUACUUCCUCGAGGACGGCACGCUUGAGAUCGACACGUUCCGGCUCCUCGAAGACCCGCCGACGAGCGACGACGACAAGGACAAGGUGCUCGCGACGCUCUUCCCGGAGCUCAAGAAGCUAUCGACGUUGCAGUGGGUCGGGUACCUCUCGUCGACGUCCGUGUACGGCGACAGCCACGGCCAUGUCCUCGAUGAAACGGCGCCGCUGCGGUCAGCGACCAAGCGCGGCCAGCAGCGGGCGCGCGUCGAGGCCGAGUGGCUCGCGUCUGGUCUGCCGGUCCACAUCUUUCGCUGCGCCGGCAUCUACGGCCCAGGUCGCGGGACCAUUGCGCAGGUCCGCGCCGGUCGCGCCAAGCGCAUCCACAUGCCGGGCAAGGUCUUCAACCGCAUCCACAUUGACGACGUGGUCAAUGUGCUCAUGCAGUCGAUCGCGACGCCGUCGCCCAUGAGCAUCUACAACGUCUGCGACGACGAGCCGUCGAGCAGCAACGACGCGGUCACGUUUGCAUGCGACCUCCUUGGCGCCGACGUGCCGCCGUUGCAGUCGUGGGACGAUGUGAAAAGCAGCAUGAGCGACAUGGCCAAGUCCUUUUAUGUCGAGAACCGUCUUCUCUCGAACGCCAAGAUCAAGUCGGAGCUCGGCGUCCAGCUCCUAUACCCGACGUACCGCGAAGGCUUUGUGGCGCAAGCCGACGAAGAGCAGAACACGCCGUCGAUGCGCGCGUCCAAGUCGCACAUUUGCUUUGUCGUCAACAAGGGCUCGUUGCAGCCCGAGGCGGUCCUUGCGCUCCGGGACAUGUGCCGCAACCUCUCGGUGCGCUUCAACGGCUGCGUGCGCUUUGUCCCGUCGAGCUGCGUUCUUUCCAACACGAUCCCGAUCCAGCAGCUCGACGACGUGCCGGCCGUGCUCUUGCAGGACGCGGUCGCGGGCGUCGUCGCCGACCCGAGUACGGCCGCCACCAAGUUUGUCGUGCUGCCCGUCUUCAUCGGCAACAGCGAUGCGCUCACGGACUUUAUCCCGUCAAUCGUUAGUGCCUUUACGGGCCAUCGGUUCACGAUCGCGCGCUGCCUCGUCGACAUCUCCAAGCCGUCGGAGAAUGGGAUCGCCAAGAUUUUGGCGUCCAAGGUGCGCGGUGCGAUCGCCGACCACCGCGGAGUGUUUGAGAAGAAGGACAUUCGCGUCAUCGUCGUCGACCGGGGCACAACCAACCACGAGGUGCACUUGUCGCGCGACCUGAUUGGAUCCCAGCUCACAAAGCUGCUGGGCGGCGCGGUCGAGAAGGUGCACACGGCCAGCAUGGAGCGCGUCGACGAGCCGCAGUACGACUUUAACGAGCCGCUCCUUUCGCAUGCGUUCGAGACAUAUAAGAUCUCGUCGGGCCUUGUCGUGCUUGCGUUGCUCUUCCUCACGUCCGGUCGCCACGCGGUGCCGGGCGGCGACAUUGAACACGUGGUGGCGGCGACGAAAGCGGCGCACCCGAACCUCGAGGUCGCUGUCACGGCGCCCAUUGGGUCGCACCCGAUUCUGACCAAUAUGCUCAUGGACCGGUACUUCGAGUCGGUGAAGGAGUGGUAG
Messenger RNA from Saprolegnia parasitica CBS 223.65, 1935 nucleotides. RefSeq lists its product as hypothetical. Gene Ontology annotation, molecular function: lyase activity. Lineage: Eukaryota; Oomycota; Saprolegniomycetes; Saprolegniales; Saprolegniaceae. Bases 1 to 1935 code for a protein of 644 amino acids. The transcript is spliced from 3 exons. The record is from RefSeq and is a predicted model, not a curated record.